AUGAAAAAGCAUUUGGCGAAGAUAGGUGGAGACAUUAAGAAGUGUUCUAAGGUCCCGUAUGAUGUAGAAAAACAAAUGCAAGGUUUAUUGAAAGAGAUUCAGAAAAGUAAAACUAGUAAAAGGAAAGUCAGUUUCAAUGAAGAGGGUACCGAUGAGUGUGAGGAUGCAAUUGAUGAAGCAAUAGCGCAAGACGAACAACAAACUCCGAGUCAGUUACCAACUAAGGAGGUUGUUGGAGGCGAUCCAAAAAAGAAAGCAAAAACCAUUAUUCCUCCUAUGUUUGCACCAAGAACAACUCCGGGCAGUCAACGAAGUCUGAAAAGCGUGUUUCAUAACAAAGAGGCGCUUCAUGAAGUUGAUAAGCGAGUGGCUAGAUGGCUUUUGGAUUGUAGGAUUCCUUUCAAUGCGGUUAUGUCACCUUUUUUUCAAGAUAUGUUGGAUGGUGUAGCUGGCUAUAGGCCUGGUUAUAUAGGUCCUUCUUAUGACUCUUUAAGGGUUAACUUAUUAGCCAAUCUCAAAAGGGAGUGUCAAAUGGUUGUUGAUAGCUAUACGUCUGCUUGGAAAGAAACUGGAUGUACUCUCAUGGCUGAUGGUUGGACAGAUCAAAGACAAAGAAUGUUGAUUAAUUUUUUGGUUUAUUGUUCGAAAGGGUUGUGCUUUAUGAAAUCUGUUGAUGCCUCAAGUAUGGUUAAAAAUGCUUCUAGCUUGUGUGACUUGUUUUCAGAGGUGAUUGAAUGGAUUGGACCUGAUAAUGUUGUUCAUGUAGUAACCGAUAAUGCUGCGAAUUAUGUUGCUGAUGGUAGGCUUAUUAGUAAGAAAUUUGAAAAUAUUCACUGGUCACCUUGUGCUGCUCAUUGCUUGAAUCUUAUUCUAAAAGAUAUAAGCAGCAUGCCACAUAUUUCUAGCCUUGCAACACGUGCUUCGAAGAUUACUGUGUUUGUAUAUAAUCAUACGGUGUUCUUGUCCUGGCUAAGACAAAAAGAUAAUUGGAAGGAGAUUGUUCGUCCAGGUCCAACUCGUUUUGUCACUGUCUUCCUCACAUUGAUGAGUAUCUUUGAGCGCAAAUCGGAAUUACAACAAUUGGUUGUUGAUACACACUUUACCGGACACAAAUUAGGAAGGAGUGCUAAUGGUAGAGCUGUGAGUGCAAUUAUCCUAGACAAUAAAUUUUGGGAUGAUUAUUUUACUGUAUGCCAAAUUGUGAGUCCGUUGAUUAAAUUGCUGAGGUUUGUAGAUGCCGAUGAUAAACCAUCAUUGGGAAUUAUUUAUGAAGGUAUGCUGAGGUCAGAAAAUGGAAUCAAAGAAAUGUUCAAGCAUAGGAAGAGUGCAUAUCAACCUUACACAGAGAUUAUCAACUCAAGAUGGGACAAACAUUUGAAAAAAAAUAUUCACGCAGCAGCCUAUUGA
This is a messenger RNA of Arachis duranensis, 1407 nucleotides long. RefSeq lists its product as uncharacterized. The record is from RefSeq and is a predicted model, not a curated record. The transcript has a single exon. Bases 1 to 1407 code for a protein of 468 amino acids. NCBI's taxonomy places the organism in Eukaryota, Viridiplantae, Streptophyta, Magnoliopsida, Fabales, Fabaceae.